Molecule: messenger RNA, 3180 nt
Organism: Lytechinus variegatus (green sea urchin)
Lineage: Eukaryota; Metazoa; Echinodermata; Echinoidea; Temnopleuroida; Toxopneustidae
Product: SID1 transmembrane family member 1-like
Exons: 7
Coding region: 41-613 (190 amino acids)
Cellular component (GO): membrane
Source: RefSeq, a predicted model, not a curated record
UGCAUCAAUUUACUUCUACAUCGUCUUUUUCUUUGUUCAUAUGCUGACCUGCCUUGGACUCAGUGCACAAAUCUACUUUAUGGGCACCGUCAGAAUUGAUGGUGGUGUUUUCAAAAGAACAUUCCUAGUUUGCAAGUCAGAUAUAUUCACAUGUGCAAGGCCAACUCAUCCGACCAGAAUAGCUCUUCUUACUGUUGGAAUCGUAGUCAAUCUAGCAUUGAGUAUUCUAGGACUCGUGACCCAACCGAUGGACUUUGCCUCCUAUCUUCUUGCCAUCAUGAUAGUUAACAUGCUCCUAUAUCUUUCAUUCUACUUUAUUAUGAAACUUAUUUGUCGAGAGAAGAUCCUCCUGGUUGUUAUCAUUCUUAUAACACUGACGCUCUUUCUUUGGGCAGCAGCUCUUUAUUUCUUCCAGAUCAAGAACACUGGUUGGCAGUAUUCGGCAGCUCAAUCCAGGGAACUAAACGCUGACUGUACUAUAAUGGGGUUUUAUGAUGGACACGACACAUGGCACUUCAUCUCAGCGUUAGCUCUCUUCGUUUCAUUCGUGGGUGUUCUUCUUCUUGAUGAUGAUCUGGACCAGACGCCAAGAAACAAGAUCCGGGUUUUCUAACUCCAACUACUAAAACCAUAAAACCAAAGAUGGGGAGCAGUUAUGCAAACGUUAUUAGUACAUGGAUUAGAAUACUAUGAAUAGCCUGAUAUGCUGUAAAGGCCACCGCACACCUUGCGACUAGCCUUCAUUCCGAUUUUGCAACAAAUCACAUUUUGGUCAUUGUCGACAAAGUAAAUGAAAAGCAUCUUUUUAUUUGAUUUAAAGAUUAAAUAACUGAGAUCUGUUACAAUUUUGGAUGAUUGCCAAUCUUUUUCUUUUUUAUUAAAGACCUAAUUACUUUCAAACCGUAGCCAAUAUUAUAUUCGCUUUUAUUCUUAUAGGGAUGAUAGCAUAGUCACAAAUCUUAAUAUAGGUAUUUGUACAAUGAUUUAGAACAUUACACAGUAAGAUAUUCAUUGUCUCAAUAUUAGCAUCAUAUUCUACGAAGUUUUAUUCCAAUACGGGUUGCAGACUACAUUUAAUCGUAAGGUGUGCAGUGGCCUUUAGACACUUAGAAAUGAUAUCGGUGUCUCCUUCGAUCCUCCACCUACCAGAGUUACAUAUGCACCCUUAAGUGGAGAGAAGUGAUACAGGCGAAAAUUUAUCAUUUACUUUCCGGGGCUACUUUUUUAGCUCACCAGACUGAAUAAUGCUACUCUCUAUUGGCUCAUAUUGGACCAUUUGAAAUUCCAGGGGCCCUGUUUUAGUUUUCAGGAGGGGGGGGGGGCAACUUGGGGCUGAAAUAGCCCAGAGCCCCCUCCCUUUUUUUCCAUGAUGUGAUGUAGACAUUAGUGUGUGUAUUGAACCUCUAAAUGAGGUCUGAUACAACAAACAUCAGGUUUUCAAAAUCACCUUCAUGAAUUAAGACUGAUGUCAUUCCAAUACCCCCAAACCUCUUAUCAUGUAACCUUAAUCAAUUCCAUUUGUUAUGAAGUGUAAGAAUUCCUGCAAUUUUUAAGUUUAAUGCCAAUAUGAAUGUUCAAAGUCCAUUUCUUUGACCUGUUACAUAUUAUUUACGUCUUGCCAUAACAUUUUCAGCUGUGACUAGACAAUUUUUUCAAAGAUAUAUUGUAAGUAGGCUAAUGUUUUGUUUGCUGUUCAGAAUAUGAACUUCACUUGUAUGAUCUCUUGCUAAAAAAUGUGUUUAGAUAAUCAUGAGGCAAUUUGUAUACUGUAUAGUAUUAAUAGAAAAAAGAAACGUUUUCUAAGGUACAUUGUGUUACAGAUAGAACGUUAUCUUUGCAAGUAAAUGUUUUUUUUUGCUCUGAAAUCUGUCUUAAUAAUUUAAAUGUGGCAAUUGUAGUAUUUGGUACAAAAAUUUUGUUUCUAAGAUACAUUGUUCAAUGUAUAUUGUGUUGGAAGUGAAGUAAAUGAUACAUCAUGUUAAAAAAUAUUAGUUGAUUAUAAUAAUCUCGAAAACCUUACAUGGUGAAAAUGUUUUGAUGAUCUUUAAUUAUAAGGCAAUUGGCAUACAUGUUUAGCUACUUAAUAAAAUACCGUUAUGUGUAUUUUACAUUUAAGAAUAUAUCCAUGGUGAUGAAGGUUUUAUUUUAUUCAAAAACAUGUGCUCAACUCUAAUAAAAUCUGAAUAAGCUUCAUACUUGGAAAUAUGUUUUGAUAAUCUUUGAUAAUUACUUGGAUAGUAUUUAAUUUAGUAAACAUUUUUUUCCCUAGAGUGAUACACAGUCAUAUAUGUAUUCUUACAAAAAUGGUUAUACCAAUAUGAAUUUUAUUGUGGAUAGUACAUGUGCUCGAAUGCAUCUUUUUUUUUUAAUUGUGAAUACUGUUAGUGUAAAAAUGAUAAUUGUGAAGUAUUCUCUUUCGAUAUGCAGUAAUUAGGCCCUUUAGAGAUCUUAUUUACUUGAAAAUGUUGAUUUAAUUUUUUUGUGUGUUCUUUUGAUUUUAACACUAGGUGACAAACGAUCAUUGCUUUGUCUUUUCGCUUGUGUUGAUGUUGAAAGGUCAAUAUCAAUGUCAUAAACUAUAAGUACAUGUAUCUUUCUUGAUUUGAUAUACAUUUAUGCACAGCAUGCAUUUGAUAUCACAUAAUUCUUCCACAUGUUCAGUACUCUAUCACUUUAUAUGUAUAUGAGAUUGUUAUGUAUGAUGAUUUAUAUCUAUUUGUAUCACUUCUAUUGUACAGAGCAAAAGAGCAGUGUUUUGUGAAUGGUCUAUGUGGUUUUAUGGUGUCUAGUCAUAUUUGGCCAAGAGAGGGAGCUAUUCAAUAUCCAAGUCAUUACCAUAUAUGUUUUGAGUCUAGUCAACUCCUAGAAGUGGUAACUGUUGGUUGUGAAAAAGGCAUGAUUUUUUAAUUCAUAGUAGAACAGAAUGAGCAAAGUAGGCCUACAUCACAGUUAAUUAAAAGCCAUAUUUGAGCCCUUAUGGAUUGCUUAUUUGUUCAAUCCACUGGGUAAGUUCAGGUCCAGAGUUGGUGUUAAGUGUUCAAAGCAAAGCCCAAGCUUCAAGCAUCUGAGUUUGGUGUUGGUUCUGGUGUUAGUUUGAGAAACGCAGGUUAGAUUGCCUUCCAAACUCUAGCCUCUAACACCUAAUCGGUGCUAGUGUAAGAACAGAGUUAAAUUGGCUUC